Messenger RNA from Pseudozyma hubeiensis SY62, 444 nucleotides. RefSeq lists its product as hypothetical. NCBI's taxonomy places the organism in Eukaryota, Fungi, Basidiomycota, Ustilaginomycetes, Ustilaginales, Ustilaginaceae. The transcript has 4 exons. Gene Ontology annotation, biological process: fatty acid metabolic process. The record is from RefSeq and is a predicted model, not a curated record. Bases 1 to 444 code for a protein of 147 amino acids. Gene Ontology annotation, molecular function: fatty-acyl-CoA binding.
AUGCGCAUGGACCUCCUCCUCAGCGCCGAUUACCCCGCCGGCUCCCGUUUCUCCUCCCUACCUCUUCCCCACACCAUCCUCCAUCCUUACAUUCAUCCCGAUUCGAAAGCUACAUCACACAUCAUGUCUGCCGAAGCCAAGUUCAACAAGGCCGUCUCCAUCGUCGGUUCGCUCCCCAAGGAUGGACCUGUUCAGCCUACCCAGGAUGACCAGCUCAAGUUCUACGGCUACUACAAGCAGGCCACCAUUGGUGAUGUCAACACCAAGAAGCCCGGCAUGUUUGACUUGACCGGAAAGUACAAGUGGGAGGCUUGGAACAAGAACCAGGGCAUGUCCAAGGAGGACGCCCAGAAGGCGUACGUCGAGGCCCUUCUUGCGAUCCUCAAGAAGCACGAAGGAGAGGGUGACUCUUCCGACUACAUCCAGCAGAUCGAGAGCGCUUAA